This is a messenger RNA of Coccomyxa subellipsoidea C-169, 1182 nucleotides long. Its product is annotated as DNA replication factor C complex subunit 5. The transcript has 7 exons. Gene Ontology annotation, cellular component: DNA replication factor C complex; nucleus. The coding region runs from base 49 to 1053 and encodes 334 amino acids. The record is from RefSeq and is a predicted model, not a curated record. Gene Ontology annotation, molecular function: DNA binding; DNA clamp loader activity; ATP binding. Gene Ontology annotation, biological process: DNA repair; DNA-templated DNA replication. NCBI's taxonomy places the organism in Eukaryota, Viridiplantae, Chlorophyta, Trebouxiophyceae, Coccomyxaceae.
GACAUUCAGCGUACCAUGACGUGAAAAGUAUCGGCCAUCGAGCGAAGCAUGGGAUCGAAAGGGAAGGCGCCAAGCAUCAUUGAUGACGCUCCGUGGGUGGAGAAGUACAGGCCUAAGACGCUCGAUGAUGUAGCAGCACACAAGGAAAUCAUAGACACAAUAAAGCGGCUGGUCAAGGAGGAUCGGUUCCCACACGUGCUCUUCUAUGGGCCCCCUGGAACUGGGAAAACCUCCACCAUUCUGGCAGUGGCACGGCAGAUGUAUGGCGCAUCAUUGAGGAGUAUGGUGCUGGAGCUGAACGCCUCAGAUGACCGUGGCAUAGGCAUCGUCAGGGAACAGAUUGUGGAUUUUGCCAGCACAAAGACCAUGUUCAGCAACAAGUUCAAACUUGUGAUCCUGGAUGAGUGUGAUGCGAUGACCAAGGAUGCUCAGGCGGCGCUUAGACGAGUGAUCGAGAAGUACACGCGAAACACGCGGUUCUGCCUCAUCUGCAACUAUGUCAACAAGAUCAUCCCAGCGCUGCAGUCGAGGUGCACGCGCUUCCGCUUCCCGCCGCUGGCAGACAGCUAUGUCAGGAGCCGCCUGCAAUUUGUCAUCGACAGUGAGAGGGUAAAUAUGGGGGACGGUGGCCUGGAUGCUGUGGUGACCCUUGGGGCAGGGGACAUGAGGCGAACCCUCAAUAUCCUCCAGGCGACGCACAUGUCGGCGGAUGUGGUGAGCGAGGAGGCGGUGUACCAGUGCACAGGCAACCCGCUGCCCAAGGACAUCGAGGCGAUAGUGCAGGCGCUGUUCAACGAGGACUUUGUGGACGUGUUUGCCAAGGUGCAGGACAUGCAGAUCAACAAGGGCCUCGCUCUCACCGACAUUGUCCAGCAGCUGCACCCGUGGGUGUUCCGGGUGAACAUGCCGGCGUCUGUGCGCAUAAAGCUGGUGGAUGCGCUGGCCGACACGGAGCACCGGCUGGCCUUUGGCACCAGCGAGCGCCUGCAGCUGGGCGCCCUUGUGGGGGCAUUCUCCGUGGCCAGAGAAGGCAUCGUGGCAGCUGCCAAAUGAUUCACAAAGCUGCUUUGGGGGUCGUGUAUAUCCUGAAACUACCUUGGGAAUGAAUAUUGCCUGGAAGACUUCUUGGAUAAGUUCGAAGUUUUAUAAAGUCCCCAAGGGACUGCCCGGCUCUGGCAUACC